This is a messenger RNA of Caenorhabditis remanei, 528 nucleotides long. RefSeq lists its product as uncharacterized. The transcript has 2 exons. The coding region runs from base 1 to 528 and encodes 175 amino acids. NCBI's taxonomy places the organism in Eukaryota, Metazoa, Nematoda, Chromadorea, Rhabditida, Rhabditidae. The record is from RefSeq and is a predicted model, not a curated record.
AUGACUGUUGGAAUGAGCAUGGAUGGAAUAAUCGCAAACAGUAAGUCAGAUGUGCAACCGUGUAUACAAUGUAAAGCUGUGAACGUCUGUCUCCACAUGCGCACAAUCAAACCUGUAGGACGACACUUCAUCCUCAAUUUGCCCAUGUCGGACACGUUAGCAAAGCUCGGAAGCUUUUCUGCAAAUGAGCCAGUUGAGAUUUUCGGAGUUCGAUGGAUACUUAUUGCUUUCGCGGCACUGGGACAUCUGGGCAACCAAAUUAUUGCAUUUGUUGUCCUGACUAUAAAGAAGACGAGCACGUCCACCACUGAGCAGCGAUUCAGCUCAGUCCAAGCACAACCUUCUUCAAUCAAGGAAGAAGUCGAUCAAGACAAAAACUACGUGGAAUCAACCAAAAAAUUGGACCAAGAAAAGGACAAAAAAGAUAAUCCAUUCGGGCAGCAAGUCAAGAAAACAUACAGAGUUGAAGUCGACAAUAUUCGAAGAAGUCGUUGGAAGGACGAACAUCAAACUCUUUAUGCAGUUUAA